This is a messenger RNA of Perca flavescens (yellow perch), 3358 nucleotides long. It is a transcript of the gene dis3l, whose product is annotated as DIS3 like exosome 3'-5' exoribonuclease. The transcript is spliced from 18 exons. Bases 125 to 3274 code for a protein of 1049 amino acids. Gene Ontology annotation, biological process: rRNA catabolic process; mRNA catabolic process. Lineage: Eukaryota; Metazoa; Chordata; Actinopteri; Perciformes; Percidae. Gene Ontology annotation, cellular component: cytoplasmic exosome (RNase complex). The record is from RefSeq and is a predicted model, not a curated record. Gene Ontology annotation, molecular function: RNA binding; 3'-5'-RNA exonuclease activity.
UUCAUACGCACUUCCCUGAAGUUGAGUCUGGAUGUUUACAAGUAUCGCUUCCCGCAUAGUGUUAAACAACAGCUGAUUUAACAAGAGCGGCCGGCCUCACAUGGCUCUUCCCUGAAGCCUGAAGAUGAUUAAGACGGAGAAGAUCCUUCACCUGAAGAGCUGCCGCGGGCGGAAGGUCCGUGUGGUCCGGGAGCAUUAUCUGAGGGAGCAGGUUCCCUGCUUCAGCUCUCUGUGUCAGGCGGACUGUGACAACGCAGAUGGCAAGGUGCUGCCAGGAGAUCUGACCCACUACGUGGUUCCUGAUGUCGGAGUGGUGGUGGACUAUCUGGAGAUCUUGGAGUUCAGAGAGCUGCAGGGCGUCGUCUUCACCCAGACCGCCUGCCAGGCCGUGCAGCACAGCAAGGGACGCAGGCAAUACAACCGUCUGCGCAACCUGCUCAAGGACCCUCGACACGACUGCGUGCUGUUUGCCAAUGAAUUUCAGGAGUAUUCUUAUUGUCCGCGAGAGAAGGGGGAGAGCCAGGAGAAGUGGCAGACCAGGUGUGUGUACUCUGCAGCAGUAUGGUACUAUAACCACCUGGCAGGUAUGAUGGAUGUAGUGAUGAUCACAGAGGACCAGGACGCCGUGGCUCAGUACAGCAGCCUCAACUCUGGAGUGUACGUCAUCUCCGUCCAGGAUUAUUUACAGGACUUCUGGUCCCAGGUGCAGGCAGCACAUGAGCUGUACAGCUCCAUUUCCCAGGCGCUACAAGAGAAGGAGAGCGAGGGCACGGAGAGGGAGUUUACCGAACACCUGCCCGCUGAGGUCCUGGAGGCUGGAAUCAAGUCUGGGCGGUACAUUCAGGGUACUCUGAAUGUCAGCAAGCACCAGCACAGUGAAGCUUCAAUCAUGACGGAGGGUUUGUCCAACAAGAACAAAGAUCUGAGUUGGGGCGUGUUGGUGUGCGGUGGAAAGAAUCGUAACCGAGCCGUGCACGGCGACGUGGUCGUGGUGGAGCUGUUGCCGAAGAGCGAGUGGAGAGGAAAGGACACGGCCCUGACUGAGGCUCAGGGGGAGGAGAAGAGCGGAGAGGAAGCCGACAGUAAACCCAUGCCGACAGGCCGUGUUGUGGGGAUCCUGCAGAGGAAUUGGAGGGACUUUGUGGUAACUUUUCCCCCCAGGGAGGGGCCUCAGCCCCAGAGCAGGAAUUCCCAGCGCAUCCUGGCCGUGCCCUGGGACCGUCGCAUCCCCAAGAUCCGCAUCAGUACUCAGCAAGCCGAUGCUCUGCAGGACCACAGAGUGGUGGUGCGCAUUGAUUCAUGGGAGAGCACGUCGCAGUAUCCCAACGGCCACAGCGUGCGGGUGCUGGGUCGGGCUGGAGAGCUGGAGACGGAGGUCCAGACCAUCCUCAUAGAGAACUGCAUCCACGUGCCUCCCUUCUCAGACGCACAGCUGAGAGAGAUGCCGGUCAACUCUCCGGAAAGGCCGUGGAGGAUGGAUCCGGCCCAGGUGGCAGAGCGGCGGGACCUCAGGGAGAGCCACCUGGUCUUCAGCAUCGACCCGCGGGGCUGCGAAGACGUGGACGACACGCUGUCGGUGCGCAGCCUCACAGGCGGGGAGCUGGAGCUCGGUGUCCACAUCGCUGAUGUCACCCACUUUGUCCCCGAGGGCUCACUCACUGACCUGGAGGCACGGUCAAGGGCUACGACGUACUACCUGGCAGACCGCAGGUACGACAUGCUGCCAGCUGUUCUCAGUGCAGACCUCUGCUCUCUGCUCGGAGGAGUCGACAGGUAUGCGAUGAGCGUGCUGUGGGAGCUCGAUGCACAAACCCUCGAGGUCAGAAACGUGUGGUACGGCCGCACGCUCAUCCGCUCCUCCUACCAGCUGCACUAUGAGCUGGCCCAGGCGCUCCUCAACGCAGAGCAGGCUGAGGUACCGGAGCUGGCCGGGCUCGGGUCCGAGGAGAAGGACGCUAAGCUAGCUGAGCUAACCCAGGCUCUAGAGAUGCUGACACACGUCGCCAGACACCUCCGGGCACAGAGGGACAGGGGAGGCGCGCUGGAGCUGGAAGGGGUGGAGGUGCGUGCCCAGCUGGACGAGGAGAGGAACAUCACAGCCCUGGUCCCCCGUCUGCCCCUGGAGGUCCACGAGACGGUGGCCGAGUGCAUGAUUUACGCCAACCACUGGGUGGCACGCAAGAUCCAGGAGGCCUUCCCCCAUCAGGCCCUGCUGAGGCGCCACCCGCCGCCACGGCAGGAGUUCUUCAGCCAGCUGGUGGACAGCGCCGCCGCCAGGGGAUUCACCAUCGACACCAGGACCAACAAGGCUUUGGCUGAAUCUCUGGACCGAGCUCUGGACCCACAGGACCCGCUGGUGAACAGGCUGCUGAGAAUAAUGGCCACUACAGCCAUGUCACAGGCUCUGUACUUCUCCACUGGGCUUCAGUCCCAAGACCAGUACUACCAUUACGGUCUGGCUCUGGACCGCUACACACACUUCACCUCACCCAUCCGGCGCUACGCUGACAUCGUGGUGCACCGCCUUCUCACCGCCGCCAUCAGCAUGGACACGCGGGCGGACCCUGGGAGAGCCUUAGCCAAUAACAAAGAACUGGAAGAAUUGGCUCAUCAUAUCAACACCAAGAACUGGGCGUCCCAGCGGGCCCAGAAGUUGUCCACAGAGCUGUUUCAGUGUCUCUACUUUAAAGAACGAGACCCCGAGUCAGACCCGCGCUGUGUGGCCGACGCCGUCAUCUACGCCAUCCGGGACAACGGCGUGUUGGUGUUCGUCUCAGAGUACGGUGUGAAAGGACCGGUGUACCUGAGGAACCGAGAGGGCCAGGUGGUGGCUGCGGGCCGGGACGGCCGCUGCGAGUGGCAGAGCGGCUCGGUGCGGCGCCAUGCCGACCACAUCACCACCGUCUCCAGCUGCGGCACCUCCACCUUCACACUGUUUGACCACAUCACUAUUCGUAUUUCUGUGCGCUCGACAUCUUGCCACGCAGACAGUCUGAACCUGGAGGUCAUCAGCAACAAGCCCCACCGCAGCGCCGAGCCCCAGCAGCCCUCCUCACAGGGCCGCUGCCAGCUGGUCCAGGAGGUGGUGCGCCUGGCCGAGGAGGCGUCCCAGCAGGCUCAGGAGAAGGCAGCCCGGCGGCCCAAACUCUCCAGAGAGGAGAGAGAGUUCAGCCAGAGCAAAACUCCCAAUCUGUACUCUCUCCUGGAGGAGAUCAGAGAGCUGGCUCUGCUGGACCUUGACAUGGCCGCACACGUCUGUGCAACAACAGCAUAGAGCGGCAGCAACGGGGUCAGCCCAAUGGUCCCACAGCCCAAUGGUCCCACAGCCCAGUGGUCCCACAGCCCAAUGGUCCCACAG